Drosophila rhopaloa is the source of this 4440-nucleotide messenger RNA. RefSeq lists its product as uncharacterized. The record is from RefSeq and is a predicted model, not a curated record. The coding region runs from base 290 to 3931 and encodes 1213 amino acids. Lineage: Eukaryota; Metazoa; Arthropoda; Insecta; Diptera; Drosophilidae. The transcript is spliced from 3 exons.
CACACUGCAAAGCUGUCUUUACCACAACCAAAUUAAAAAGGCUUCGCAUUUUCAAAGCAAUUAAAAAAAACGAGGAAAGUCAAAGGAAAAACGGAUAGUUUUUGCAUAUCCUGCAUAGUAAGUAACGGUAACUCCGCUGACGAAAGCCGUCCCUUUGAAAAAGUGAGCGUGAAAGAUGCAAUCCGUUGUGCAAAAGUGAUCAAGAAUUCGGGCACUAGGGGAAAAAAUAAGGGAAAAACGAACUACAGGAACCGGAACCGGAAGCAGAGAGAGAUUCAGGGACUUGGUCAUGAGUUUCCUGCCGGGGGAGCCGGUGCCGCCGGGAUUUGAGGAGGACGACAUGUCCCAGUCGUCGGUGAUCCAGAAGCAGAUAGAUAGCUACACCGGCGGCCCACUGAUCGGCACCGAGUACACCAUCGAGCUGCACGAGGCGGGCCAACUGCGUCCGGACUACUUCUGCGUGCUAUGCAAUUCCUGCACCGAUGGCCGCACCGUCUUUGUCCACUGGACAUCGCUGGCGCACCGCACCAAGUACCUGCACACCCAUUUCCAGAAGGCCCACGAUGUGCUUCAGAAGCUUAAACGCACGCCUAACAGCUCCGGCGAUCUGGUCAUCGCCACCGGCAAUCUCGUUACGGCGAUUGAGAAGCACUUCGGUCGCUCCAGCCAGAUGGUGACAGCCUCUGGCGCUGAUUUCCGGCGUUUUCGCGGCAAGAUCUGCAGCCAGGUGCGCGAUAUUUUCCAUUUCGAUGAGUGUGCCGGCCCGGAUUUCGUCGAUGAGGCUCAACGCCUUUUGCGCGAACCGAAGCCCGAUGAGUCUAUCAAGAUUAGCCUCAAGAUGAACGCGACCGGGGACGACAGCAAGAAGCAGGAGGAUGGCAAUAUAAUCUCCCUGGAUGCCAUAUCCAGUGAUGAUGAAAACUUCGGUUCUUCCGGUCCUCCUGCCAUUCAGGUGCCGAAAAAGGUGAUGCGCAAGAAGAACCUGGCCGAAGAUGCCAGUGGACGUGGGGUCAACCGCUCGCCGCCGACAACUGGGGGCGUGACCAAGCCCCAGCAGCUGCCCACGCCCAAGGAGCUGUCCAUUCAGGCCUCUAUUAUCGCCCAGGAGCGGUACAAGUGGGAGAAGUUCCGUUGCAUGCUGGAACUUCAGCUCAAGCAGCUGCGCGAUGAAACGGAGACGUACGAGUCGAAUCCCGAGAAGCAUCCGGACUAUCCGGAUGAGUGGAAACAGUUCUGGAAUCGGCGCUACAAGCAGCUGCAGGAGGAGAAGAAGUGCGAUCCGAAUCAGUACGACUACAAGCCGGAGUGGAUUAGCUACUGGAAGGAUCGCCGCAUCGAGCUAUUUAACAUUUCGGUAAAAAAAAUCAAAAAGGAUCUCAAGGAGAAGUUUAAGCUGGGGGACGAGGACGAGGAGAAGACCAAGGAGCUGAUGGAGCGCUACAAGAUCCGUGUGGCCAGUCCGCGGGAAGUGCCGCCCAGCGCCAAUGCCGUCAAUCGUCGCAAGCAGAACUUCCGCAACAAUCGUGCAGCGGGUGCGGGAGGAGCUCCCGAUGCCGUCAUAGAUAUCAGCGAUGACGAGGCCCCAAGUCCUCCAUCCCGUGGUCGUCCUUACAACCGGCGCUCGCACUCCCGGUCGCCGUCACCCAAGCGAGGCGCACGCCGUCCUUUGCGGCGUUCACGCACUCGUUCGCCGCGCCGCAAUUUCCGUCAAGGAUCGCGCUCCCGCUCGCGUUCCCGCAGCCUGAGACGAAGAUCCCGUUCGCCGGCCUUCUAUCGCCAGCGCGAUCGUCAUGUUCAUCCAUCCAGGGAGCGCGUCGUGUCGCCCACCUCUAGGGAUUUCGUAGAUCGUCGCAGCCUGGAGCGGGAGCGAUCUACCGAGUAUUUCCGCGGUGAGAGCUAUGCUCGCGGGCCGCGUAGCUAUGACCAUGUGGAGACCUUCCGCGUGAUGGAUUCGCGUGUGUAUCCGGAAUACAACAUGUCGAAGGUGCGCUCGAUUUCGCCGGCCGUCUCAACCAACAAGGAUAAGGAAAGCUCGGAUUCCGUCGAGGAAGGUCCACUGACCGUCGUCAGUGUCCUUCGCAUGCUGUCCGCCGUGGAGGAGCACCUGGGCAGCCUGGGGCCCAAGGCCCUCAAUCUGCUCAGCAAGGCUCUGGCCAUGGAGAUGGUGCAGCCGAAUGCCGCUGACGAUUUGCUAAUGAACGACGACAACUGUGUCUUUCUGGAGACCACCAAGGAGAAACUGAAGGGCAUCCUUAUCGCCGAGGUCCUGGACGAUCCGCAAAAGGUGCGCGUGGUCAAGAAACUGAUCACCAACAUAGCGGCCAUCAUCUUCCAGGUGAACUCCAGAGGUAUACCCGAUGUCGCCGAGGCCAAGGUCAAGGCGAACGCCAAUCCAGCGCCCAUUCAGCUGCCCUUCGACCGGAAUGUGGUGGCCCCCAAGCUGGCCAAUGCUCUGGUACUCAAGGGCUACUACGACGUGUGCACCGGCGACAUGAACAACCUGCUGCACCUGCUAACGCUGAUGGUCAAGACGGACAAACAGCGCCGUCUGGUGGACAAGAGUAAUGGCCUGUCAUUCGACGAGAUUCUGGUCAUGCUCGGUCUGCAAAACGAAACGCCGGUCGACAACAUGGGCAUCGAUCUGGACGAGCUGAUGAAGGAGGUGGAAAACCAUCUGAACAAGGAGUCGCUGGAUGUGGCUGGCGCCGGUGCUGGAGCAGCUGCCAAGGUUCAACUAGAAGCUGCCGGCGGCAGCAAUGGCAUGGAGUCGCUGACCGACUCGGAUCUGCAGACCCUACUACAGAACUUCAAGUUUCUGUCGAAUGAGGAGCAGGUGCAUCUCAUUGGCCAUCUGCGCAAGCUGGAGGUCCAGGAUCCGUCGCGCGUGGCCCGCCUGCGCAAGUAUGUGAACCUGGCGGAGCUAAGUGGCGAUGGGGAGUCCUGCAGUGAUUUCCUGUCGCGUGUGGUGAACAUCGGUGGGGCCACAAAGCCGACGGAGAAAUCCAAGUCCAUGGCUUCGUCAUCGGGGGGCAUGGCCUCCUCCUCCGGAGCCGGCGUCGCCGCCUCCUCUUCCAACUCGAUGGCAGCUCUCUCCAAGCUGUACAGCCGACGUAUCAGCGUAGAGCGUGAGGAGGAAAGCGAUUUCCUAAGUGAGCCCAAUAAUAAGCAGCGUCGCACCCGGAUCUCGCCCAGCUUUAUAAUCGAUGACGACGACGAAGACGAUGAUUACAACUUUGACGAUCUGGUGAUGAAGGCCUGUGAUUCGAAUGGCGGCGGCGGCGGCGGUGGUGAUGCCAGGAAGACAGGAGGUCCGCCCAUUGUAAAUGUGGAAUCAUCACCAAAUGCCCUCACCUUCAAGCCAGCAGCUGCAUCCAAGAUAUCGCUGAAGGACACCGAAAGCAUAAUAGCCAACCUGAUGGGCACUUUGAGCAAGCAAGGGAAUUCCGGCGGAUCGAGUGGCUCCUCCGGAGGUAAUCGCAACUAUAUGAUGAACCAACAACAACAGCUGCAGCAUGCACCGCAAAAUCCGGCGAGUAUGAGCCAAAAGACAGGCCAGAAUCAUGGCCAACACCAGUCGGGAGCAGGCUAUCCCAAACCGGGCUAUUCGGGGCAGCAGCAGGGCGGCAACUUCGGCCCGGAUCCGCAGCCUCUAAUGAGUAACUUAAACGCCAGACCCGAUCCCAAUCAAUAUCCGAAUCAGCAGCCCUUCGGCGGCUAUAAUCCGUAUGCGGGCAAUGGUGUGCAGCAGAACUAUGGGCCCAUGGGACCCGGACCCGGACAAGGACAUGGCCCUUAUGGCGGUCCCAUAAACCCGUGGGCCAACAAUGGACCGCCGCAGCCACCCUACAACCAGAUGCCUCAAAACUUUUUGAACCCACAGCAACAGCAGGCACCGCCACAUUAUAACAACAUGUUUGGAGGGCGUCAUUAGAAGCCAAUUAGUCUUAGGUCCUAACCAUUAAAUCAUAGAGAUUUAAGCAUAGAAUAUAAACUGGGAAUAUCCUGUGAAGUGCCCGUGAAUGCGCGUAUGUGCUAGUUUACAUGUGAUUUAAGCACCAAUUUUUUUUUAGUUCAGACACCUAUGCCAUCUACAAAAAAACACUAUUUCUUUUCUUGAGAACUAAACAAUAAAGAACAAAAUACAUUUGGACAUCCAUAAUUCUGAACAGCAAAACAAACAAAAUAAAGAGACACAAAUGUUAGCUUUAUAUCGACUUUUGUUUAGCACUGGUUUCUUCCUGAAUAUAAAAUGGAAUUUAUAUUAUGAGCUUUGAGUUCAAAAUUUUGAAAUUAAAACAAGUUGUGCAUUUCAAAAUAAAGAAAAACCUUAUACAAAUUAAGAUUUGUAUGUUGAAUUUUAACAAGAACGUGAACAUUUUUUGAAAUUAAGUGUAUUUAUUAUUUAAUAAAAAGUGAAGAAAAAAGUUAAUAAAUCUGGAA